AUGCCACAGGUGAAGAACCUGGAUGUGGAGGUCCUGGGUUGGCGUGGUUACACGCGGUCUGCGAUUGUGAGGCCGGUUGGACCAACCUCUACUCCUGCAACCUCUACCUCUGCUACCUCUACUACUACCUCUACCUCUGCUACCUCUACUACUGCAACCUCUACUACUGCUACUACUACUACCACCUCUACCUCUGCUACCUCUACUACUGCAACCUCUACUACUGCUACUACUACUACCACCUCUACUCCUGCUACCUCUACUACUACUACUGCCUCUACCACUACUAUUACCUCUACUACUACUACUACUACUACUACUACUACUACUACUAUUGCUGCUACCUCUACCUAUACUACUACUGCUGUCUCUACUACUACUACUACUACUACCUCUACCUCUACUACUGCAAUCUUUACUACUGCUACCUCUACCACUACUACUACCUCUACAACUGCUACCUCUACUACUGCUACCUCUACCACUACUACUACUGCCUCUACCACUACUACUGCUACCUCUACCUCUACUACUGCUACCUCUACUGCUACCUCUACUACUACUACUGCUACCUCUACUACUACUACUGCUACCUCUACUACUGCUACCUCUACCUCUUCUACCUCUACUACUACUGCUAUUGCCUCUACUACUACUGCUAUUGCCUCUACUACUACUACUACUGCCUCUACCUCUACUACUGCUUCCUCUACCUCUACUACUGCUACCUCUACCUCUACUACUGCUACCUCUAAUACUACUACUGCUACCUCUACCUCUACCUCUACUACUGCUACCUCUACUACUACUACUGCUACCUCUACUGCUACCUCUACUACUACUACUACUACUACUGCUACCUCUACUACUGCAACCUCUACUACUGCAACCUCUACCUCUGCUACCUCUACUACUACCAUCUCUACCUCUGCUACCUCUACUACUACCACCUUUACCUCUGCUAUCUCUACCUCUGCUACCUCUACUACUGCAACCUCUACUACUGCUACUACUACUACCACCUCUACCUCUGCUACCUUUACCUCUGCUACCUCUACUCCUGCUACCUCUACUACUGCUACUACUACUACCACCUCUACCUCUGCUACCUCUACCUCUGCUACCUCUACUACUGCAACCUCUACUACUGCUACUACUACUACCACCUCUACCUCUGCGAUCUCUACCUCUGCUACCUCUACUACUGCAACCUCUACUACUGCUACUACUACUACCACCUCUACCUCUGCUACCUUUACCUCUGCUACCUCUACUCCUGCUACCUCUACUACUGCUACUACUACUACCACCUCUACCUCUGCUACCUCUACCUCUGCUACCUCUACUACUACUACUGCUGCCUCUACCUCUACUACUGCUACCUCUACCUCUACUACUGAUACCUUUACUGCUACCUCUACCUCUUCUACCUCUACUGCUAUUGCCUCUACUACUACUACUACUGCCUCUACCACUACUACUGCUUCCUCUACUACUACUACUACUACUACUGCCUCUACCACUACUAUUACCUCUACUACUUCUACCUCUACUACUAUUGCUGCUACCUCUACCUAUACUACUGCUACCUCUACCACUACUACUACUGCUACUACUACUACUGCUACCUCUACCUCUACAACUGCUACCUCUACUACUGCUACCUCUACCUCUACUGCUACCUCUACCUCUUCUACCUCUAAUACUACUGCUAUUGCCUCUACUACUACUGCAUCUACCAUUACUACUGCUACCUCUACCUCUACUACUACUGCUACCUCUACCUCUACUACUGCUACCUCUACUACUACUACUACUGCUACCUCUACUACUACUACUGCUACCUCUACUACUACUGCUACCUCUACCUCUUCUACCUCUACUACUACUGCUAUUGCCUCUACUACUACUACUACUGCCUCUACCACUACUACUGCUACCUCUACUACUACUACUACUGCCUCUACCACUACUACUGCUACCUCCUCUUCUACUACUACUACUGCUGUCUCUACUACUACUACUGCUACCUCUACUACUGCUACCUCUACUACUGCUACCUCUACUACUACUACUACUACUACUACUACUGCUACCUCUACCACUACUACUACUGCUACCUCUACUACUACUACUACUACUACUACUGCUACCUCUACCUCUACUACUGCUACCUCUUCUACUGCUACCUCUACUUCUACUGCUACCUCUACCUCUACUGCUACCUCUACUGCUACCUCUACUACUACUACUACUACUACUGCUACCUCUACUACUACUACUGCUACCUCUAUUACUGCUACCUCUACUACUGCUACCUCUACUACUACUACUACUACUACUACUGCUACCUCUACCACUACUACUACUGCUACCUCUACUACUACUACUACUACUACUGCUACCUCUACCUCUACUACUGCUACCUCUACUACUGCUACCUCUUCUACUGCUACCUCUACCUCUACUGCUACCUCUACUACUACUACUACUACUGCUACCUCUACUACUACUACUGCUACCUCUAUUACUGCUACCUCUACCUCUACUGCUACCUCUUCUACUACUACUACUGCUGUCUCUACUACUACUACUGCUACCUCUACUACUGCUACCUCUACUACUGCUACCUCUACUACUACUACUACUAGUGUCUCCCCCGGCUCUCCCCGGCUCUCCCCGGCUCUCCCCGGACCCAACUAA
Oncorhynchus nerka (sockeye salmon) is the source of this 2703-nucleotide messenger RNA. RefSeq names its product mucin-2-like. The record is from RefSeq and is a predicted model, not a curated record. The coding region runs from base 1 to 2703 and encodes 900 amino acids. NCBI's taxonomy places the organism in Eukaryota, Metazoa, Chordata, Actinopteri, Salmoniformes, Salmonidae. The transcript is spliced from 5 exons.